Sinocyclocheilus grahami is the source of this 1201-nucleotide messenger RNA. Its product is annotated as protein quaking. Bases 495 to 1136 code for a protein of 213 amino acids. The transcript is spliced from 7 exons. The record is from RefSeq and is a predicted model, not a curated record. Gene Ontology annotation, molecular function: mRNA binding. Gene Ontology annotation, cellular component: nucleus. Gene Ontology annotation, biological process: regulation of mRNA splicing, via spliceosome. Lineage: Eukaryota; Metazoa; Chordata; Actinopteri; Cypriniformes; Cyprinidae.
AUCUGCGUGAGAGAGAGAGAAAAGCAAAUUGUGCAGGGUUCUCCUCCCAUUGCCGACCUCGCACGAUGGCAAUGUUGAGCAGAGUAGGGUUGAUCAUGAUCAUGUGACAGACAGGCAGCUUUGGGAGAGUACAGCUCUGAACACAGAAACAUCAGGCGCAACUAAAGGAGUUUCCACACCGCGAGAGCCUACAAGUGAACAUUGCCCCGUUUUAAAACCGUUAUUCAAGCGCUCUGAACGACAUCGACGGUCAGUGGAAAGUUCUGGGGAAGAAGCUCUUUUAACAGCCUGGAUAAAGAAAGGUUUGGUGGCGAUAAAAAUAUUCUCUGUUGGAGAGGAGAGACGCACAAAUCUCAGCGGGCAUGCGGGAGUUUUUGGAGUUAUUUGACUGCAAACACUCUACAAACAAAUAAGAACUUUCGCGCAGAUUCGGGGGCUGUCGUGUUUUCCCGAAAUUUUACGCACUUUUUGGUUUUUGGGGUAAUAUUUUAAACAUGGUUGGAGAAAUGGAAACGAAGGAGAAGCCGAAGCCGACUCCUGAUUAUCUGAUGCAGCUCAUGAACGACAAGAAACUGAUGAGCAGUCUGCCAAACUUCUGUGGUAUUUUCAACCAUCUCGAGCGAUUGUUAGAUGAAGAAAUUGGACGGGUACGGAAGGACAUGUACAAUGACACUCUGAACGGCAGCACAGAUAAAAGGACUUCCGAGCUCCCGGAUGCUGUGGGGCCCAUUGCACAACUCCAAGAGAAACUCUUUGUGCCUGUCAAAGAAUACCCAGAUUUCAAUUUUGUGGGAAGAAUCCUGGGGCCCCGGGGCCUGACAGCCAAGCAACUGGAGGCAGAGACAGGCUGCAAGAUCAUGGUGCGAGGCAAAGGCUCCAUGAGAGACAAGAAGAAGGAAGAGCAAAACAGAGGAAAGCCCAACUGGGAACACCUGAACGAAGACCUGCAUGUCCUCAUCACUGUGGAAGACUCUCAGAACCGUGCUGAGAUCAAACUCAAGAGAGCUGUCGAGGAGGUCAAGAAACUGCUAGUCCCUGCGGCAGGUGCAGUGACUACUAAAGUACGAAGGCAGGAUAUGCGCGUCCAUCCUUACCAAAGGGUAGUGACCGCAGAACGAGCCGCCACCGGCAACUAACCAAUGACCCUCUGAACUCUUCACCCAAUGAUGACCUGACCAUUGCCUGCCUGCUGACCAGUUCU